This is a messenger RNA of Triticum aestivum (bread wheat), 893 nucleotides long. RefSeq lists its product as uncharacterized. NCBI's taxonomy places the organism in Eukaryota, Viridiplantae, Streptophyta, Magnoliopsida, Poales, Poaceae. The record is from RefSeq and is a predicted model, not a curated record. The transcript has a single exon. The coding region runs from base 99 to 560 and encodes 153 amino acids.
CACACGCCCGCAUCGCCACCACCACGCGCACGCGCACGCGCACACGCACAGGGCCACCAAUCUUCCAGCCCGCGUCCUCCGAGCUAGACGGGAUCGUCAUGGCCGCGGCGGGCAAGGCCAAGGAGGCGGACGCGGCGCGGUGCAGGAGGCACCCGAGCCACCGGCACGCGGCCGGCGUCUGCCCCUUCUGCCUCAGCGACCGCCUCUCGCGCCUCUCCGCCGCCGCAGGGGCCGCCGACGCCGCCUCCGAGCCGUCGUCGGCGUCCUCGUCCGGGGCGGCGAGCGUCGCGUCGGCCCAGACGGCGCCGCCCUGCCGCGAGGCGCGCCGGGCGAGGCUGGGGAUGCUGAUGCGUCAGGAGGAGCCGGAGGCGACCGGCCAUCACGGCAAGCAGGAGGCGGCGGCGGCGGAGGAGGGGGAGAAGAAGAAGCCGGCGAAGAGGGGCAACUUCUGGACUCGGCUGCAGCAGGCGAGCUGGUACAGGAGGGACGGCUGCUCGGUGGCGUCCGUGAAGAAGGGCGCCGCCGCGCCGCCGCACAAGCGGGCGGCGUCGCUGUUCUGAAGCUCCGGCGAGCGGGAGGCCGCGCGGUCAGUCGGUUGAGCGGCAUUGGUCCGGUUGGUUGGUUGGUUGGUUGGUUCCUGGGUCGUGCCUGCGCUGUUCCAAAGCGGAGCCUACGUGGCUGGAUGGAUCACCUGCUCGUCUAAUCUGGCGUCUUUCUCGCUGUUUCUUUCGGGUUUGCGCCCUGUUGGGUUUGGUGCGCGGUUGUUGGAAGAGUACUAGUCUUGGUGGAUGGAAUGAAGGACAGCCUAAUGGCUUGUCCAUUUUUGUACAGUACAGAUCAUCGAUCUCCAAUGAAAGAGCUUGCGCUCGACUCGAUCGCGUUGUUUGUUUGUU